Notothenia coriiceps (black rockcod) is the source of this 1060-nucleotide messenger RNA. RefSeq names its product ran-binding protein 3-like. Gene Ontology annotation, biological process: protein export from nucleus. Bases 302 to 1060 code for a protein of 252 amino acids. The transcript is spliced from 7 exons. The record is from RefSeq and is a predicted model, not a curated record. Lineage: Eukaryota; Metazoa; Chordata; Actinopteri; Perciformes; Nototheniidae.
GUUGACCCUGGUGCUUUUUUUGUUCCCAUUUCAGAAACAUGAAAAUGAGGAAGAUGGAGCAAGUGGUAACAAAGAUGGAGAGAAGAAAGAUACAGAUGUAGCAAUAUCUUUUGUGUUUGGGCAGAAUAUCAAAGACAGAGCAAAGUUGGAAGAGAACAGUACAGAAGGCAAGUCAAAGGAUGGUUUGCCGCUAGACGCUAAAGAGGGCACUAAUUAUUUCUUACAGUACAUCUCUACCCCGAGUCCAAAAAAGGCCACAAACAGUACAGACACUGGGGCAAAAUUUGUUUUUGGGCAGAACAUGUCUGAACGAGUUCUGAGUCCCCCAAAGGGUGAGCCCCCAGUUGAGGAAACAAAAGAAGUUUUAGCUGCCCCUGCUCCAGAGCCCUCAUCACAGGAAACCCCCCCAGAGAAAGCAGGGAACAGCGUGUCGGAGUCUUUGGAGGAGUCUGCAGCCGCUUACACCAAAGCCACAGCCAAGAAGUGCGUCUUAGAGAAAGUCGACGUCAAGACCGGAGAGGAAUCAGAAAGCAACGUUUUACAGAUGCAGUGCAAGUUAUAUGUUUUUGAGAAGACUGCUCAGUCGUGGAUAGAGAGAGGUCGAGGUUUGCUGAGGCUCAACGACAUGGCAUCGACAGAAGACGGCACGCUACAGUCCCGUCUAGUGAUGAGGACCCAGGGCAGCCUCCGGUUGAUCCUCAACACUAAACUUUGGGCCCAGAUGCAGGUGGACAAGGCCAGCGAAAAGAGCGUACGAGUCACUGCCAUGGACACAGAGGACCAGGGGGUCAAGGUCUUCCUAAUAUCGGUAUGCAUGUUAAACAUUAUACUACGGUGGUGCAAUCAUUUCUAUCAAAGUAGGGGAAGAUUUGAAUCUUUUCUUGCUCUACACCAGGGGUCUCCGACACGUCGAUGGCGAGGGCAGCUUUUCAGUAGCUCGCCGCUCGCUGUUCACAGACAGUGUAGAAACAAUCCGACAACAAUAAAUGCACCUGAGUCAGUCCGUGUCGCUGCGGCUCAGACACACAUGGAUUUAUGUUCUUUUAAAUACUGGCUUUAG